Pyrus x bretschneideri (Chinese white pear) is the source of this 1977-nucleotide messenger RNA. RefSeq lists its product as uncharacterized. NCBI's taxonomy places the organism in Eukaryota, Viridiplantae, Streptophyta, Magnoliopsida, Rosales, Rosaceae. The record is from RefSeq and is a predicted model, not a curated record. The transcript has a single exon. The coding region runs from base 1 to 1977 and encodes 658 amino acids. Gene Ontology annotation, cellular component: membrane.
AUGAGUGAGGCACCACCAAGACCAUUAACUGGGUGCACCGGAAAUCUACCGAGUUUCGUAAUUUUCGCGGCAAAAAGCCGAUGGUUUUCCGUUUUCGCUUCGUUGAUGGUGAUGUCUGGUUCAGGUACAAUUUAUCUGUUUGGAACCUAUUCCAAAGAGCUCAAAACCACCUUUGGCUAUGACCAAGAAACCCUCAACCUGCUGGGGUUCUUCAAAGACCUUGGGGCCAACAUCGGCAUUUUCGCAGGCUUAAUAGCCGAGGUAACACCAACGUGGCUUGUGCUCCUCAUUGGGGCUGCCAUGAACUUCUUCGGCUACUUCAUGAUGUGGUUAGGCGUCAGAGGAAAGAUCGCGAAGCCAGAAAUCUGGCACAUGUGUGUCUACAUGUACAUUGCAGCAAAUUCUCUGAGCUUUGUGAACACAGGAGUUAUGGUUACUUGCGUCAAAAACUUCCCACAAAGCCGCGGCAUCAUGAUUGGCCUCCUCAAAGGGUACAUCGGCCUCAGUGGGGCUAUCAUCACCCAAAUAUAUCUAGCAUUGUAUGGAUUUCAGGACAGGAGAGCUCUAAUUCUUCUCAUCGGUUGGCUCCCUGCUGCAAUCUCAGUUGUGUUUCUGUGCACGAUUCGUCCGAUAAAAAUCACAGCAGCUGUUGAAAAUCAACAACAAAAACGACAACACAAAGUGUUUUUUCGCUUUCUGUACGUUUCGAUUGUUCUUGCCUUGUUUCUCAUGGCAAUGACUCUGACUCAGAAAUCGGUUGUCUUCCCUCGGGUAGCCCAAGCUACGACUGCCGCGGUGGUUUGCUUCCUGCUUUUGAUUCCUCUCGUGAUUAUCAUCAGAGAGGAGUUAGUCAGCUGGACACUGACGAAACAAGAACCCCGUCGAAUAGCCUUAGAGGAAACACAAGAACUAGAGUUGGAUCAAGAGAUCAAGCCGAAAGGUACGUCAUUCUUCUCAAACAUUUUCAAGAAACCACCAAGAGGAGAAGACUACACCAUUUUACAAGCAAUCUUGAGCAUUGACAUGCUACUCAUAUUCAUUGCAACAUUAUUUGGACUUGGAUCGAGCUUCACUGCUACCGACAACCUUGGCCAAAUCGGCGAAGCUUUGGGUUACAAACCUCAGACCAUAAACACAUUUGUGUCACUCAUCAGCAUAUGGAACUUCUUCGGCCGAAUCUUUUCUGGUUUCGUCUCCGAAAUUUUACUGACAAGGUAUAAAAUCCCAAGACCCCUUAUGCUCACUGUUGUUCUUACACUAGAAGGCAUUGCCUACCUUCUCGUUGCUUUUGCAUUCCCUGGUUCGCUGUACAUUGCUUCAGUCAUCAUCGGGUUUACUCUCGGCGCUCAGUUACCACUGGCUUUGGCAAUCAUUUCUGAAGUUUUCGGGUUGAAGUACUACUCCACCCUCUUCAAUUGUGGACAUUUGGCGAGUCCCCUCGGGAGUUAUUUACUCAAUGUGAGGGUCACCGGAAUGCUCUAUGACAAAGAGGCAGAGAAGGAGCUUGCUAGGCUGGGUCUGCACAGGAUCAAGGGCCAGGAUCUAACAUGUAUUGGCACUCGAUGUUAUAAGCUGUCGUUUACAGUUUUGACUGCAACGACACUUGUUUCAGCUCUCGCUUCACUUAUUUUGCUGAUGAGAACGUUUAAAUUCUACAGAAGUGACAUAUACAAAAAGUUUAGAGAGAAUACAGAGAAUGUAGUCGAGGCAGUGCAUACGGAUAAUGUGGUCGAGGCAGUGCAUACGGAUAAUGUAUACAAAAAGUUUAGAGAGAAUACAGAGAAUGUAGUCGAGGCAGUGCGUACAGAGAAUGUGGUCGAGGCAGUGCAUACGGAUAAUGUAGUCGAGGCAGUGCAUACGGAUAAUGUAGUCGAGGCAGUGCAUACGGAGAAUGUGGUCGAGGCAGUGCAUACAGAUAAUGUAGUCGAGGCAGUGCAUACAGAAAUGGCUUCAUCGUCUCCAGCUCCGAUCCAUUAA